Agrilus planipennis (emerald ash borer) is the source of this 1627-nucleotide messenger RNA. Its product is annotated as alcohol dehydrogenase [NADP(+)] A-like. Gene Ontology annotation, cellular component: cytosol. The coding region runs from base 404 to 1357 and encodes 317 amino acids. Gene Ontology annotation, molecular function: aldose reductase (NADPH) activity. The transcript has 3 exons. Lineage: Eukaryota; Metazoa; Arthropoda; Insecta; Coleoptera; Buprestidae. The record is from RefSeq and is a predicted model, not a curated record.
UCGAUUGAAUUGAAAUAAUAACAGCUGAAUGAGCGAAAUUAUUUGUCGUUAAAGGCUGGAAAAAGAAUUCUCAUCAUACACAUACGAUUUCAAAAUUAGGCGUACCUAAUAUAGAUUUAUAAAGUGUGUGUAUUUGAAUUUUUUAUUUGUAGUUAAUUUAUGUCAGGAUUUUUUUAGUGGUCAUUCAAAGAAUACAAUAGUAAACUGUUAAAAUAAAUGACCUUCAAUUUUAGAAUAAUGUAAGAUAAUGUAAUGAUUGUUGCGAACUCGUCGUUUUAAAUUUACGUGAAUAUGAUAUCACAUUAUAUGUAUACAUACCUAAGUAUGUUUAUUUAAGGUUUAAGUAGAGAAUCAUUAGAUAUAUGAAAAUCGUGUAGAGAAUAUAGAGAAGUACAGCAGAAAUAUGGCAGCUCCUACAGUUACUCUUAAUAACGGACAAAAAUUACCUGUGCUGGGUCUUGGUACCUGGUUGUCAGCUCCAGGAGAAGUAGAACAGGCUAUUAAAUAUGCAAUCAAUAUAGGAUAUCGACAUUUCGAUUGUGCUAUGGUUUAUGGAAAUGAAAAAGAAAUUGGCAAAGCAAUAAGAGAAAAAAUAGCUGACAAAACAGUUAGGCGCGAUGAGUUGUUCAUUACAACUAAACUGUGGAAUACAUUUCAUGAAAUGGAGAAAGUCGUACCGACUUGCAUGAAAUCUUUGGAAAAUUUUGGAUUGGAUUAUCUCGAUUUAUAUUUAAUUCAUUGGCCAUGUGCUCAGAAAAUUGUUGGAGAAUUUAAUCCAAUCAAUCCAUUCAAUAAUGCAUCAGGAUUCGAUUAUGAUUACAUUAAUACGUGGAAAGGGAUGGAAGAAUGUGUUAAAUUGGGUCUUACAAAAGGUAUAGGACUUUCAAAUUUCAAUUCUAAACAAAUCGAUAGGGUUUUACAACAUGCCACUAUAAAACCGGUUGUAAACCAGGUAGAAGUAACACCCCUGUUAAAUCAAAAGAAACUCAUCAAAUUCUGUAAUGACCGAAAUAUUGUUGUAGUGGCAUAUAGCCCUUUUGCAUCGCCUGCCAGGCCGUGGGUUAAACCAGGCGAUCCUUCAAUCGAUUUUAACGAUGCAAAAUUAGUAGCAAUUGCUAAAAAGUAUAAUAAAACAAGUUCGCAAAUAAUUUUGCGUUACCUGAUCGAUAUCGGAACUGUGCCGAUCCCUAAGUCGUCAAAUAAAGAAAGAAUUAAAUUGAAUAUUGAAAUAUUUGAUUUUAAACUGACACUAGCUGAGAUAAAGGAAAUAGAUUCUUUCAAUUGUAAUGCUAGAUCGGUACCGGCAGACGAAUUAAAAGGAAUUCCGCAUUUUCCUUUUGACGAUGUAGAGUUUUGAUUUUUCUAUUUGUAUCAAUUCGUAACAUAUUAUAUUUUUAUUUUAUUCUUUCUUUUGAUAAUAACAAAAACCAUUAAUAAAUAUUACGACAUUUUUACAGAAAAAAAGUUUCAUAUCAUUAGUUGACUAAUCUAUGUAUUACCAAUUACGCCAUAACAUUAUGUCACAUGCAUAUAAAGAGUGUGUUUUGGGUUACCUAUCUCUGAAUAACAUAUAGUAAGUAUUUAGUUGUCAAUAUAAUUAUCAAGCAAUAAAUCAAUGUCUACUUAA